AUGGGCAACCUCACCUUGGUCAACGGAAAAGAAGGAGGGUUUAGAGGGGUUUUGCUUCCUGAAAAUCCAAUACGUGUUUCUAGGUUGCACUCCAGUAACCAGAACCGGAGAAAGGAGGAGCAUGACGUCCUCAGCAAGCAGGGAUUCAAUUUCUGAACAGAAACCCAUGUGAAGCUCCCAGGACCAGCACUUGACAAGUCCAAUAUCCGUGAUUUCAGAACCACAUAUGACCAGAUGUACAAUGAUCUUCUCAGGAAAGACAAAGAACUCUAUAUGCAGAAUAGCAUUUUGCAUAUGUUGGACAGAAAUAAGAGAAUCAAGGCUCAGCCAGGAAGGUUCCAGAAUCGCAAGUACCUGUUUGACCUAAUCCUCGCUUGUGAAGAGAGAGUCUAUGACCAGGUGGUGGAAGAUCUGAACUCCAGGAAGCAGGAGACCUGCUGGACAGUGCACAGUGGUAAUGUGGACAUCCAGGACACCCAGAAAGAGGCCAUCCUGGGAGCCUUCCUCGUCUGUGAGCUCUGUCAGUGUAUCCAGCACACAAAGGACAUGGAGAAUGAGAUGGACAAGCUACUGCAGGAGUUCCAGGGAAAGAGCUGCUGGGCCUUCCUGCACACCAUCUGCUUCUACUCAGCUGAGCCUCCUUAA
Messenger RNA from Ictidomys tridecemlineatus (thirteen-lined ground squirrel), 645 nucleotides. NCBI's taxonomy places the organism in Eukaryota, Metazoa, Chordata, Mammalia, Rodentia, Sciuridae. The record is from RefSeq and is a predicted model, not a curated record.